CCAUACAAGUGGAUCAGCGCACCUGAGUUGUAAUUAUGCUUACUACAAAGUUUCGAUCGCACACAGUUUCUAGUACUUAGCUCUGAGUUUCACAAAAGCGUUGCGUAUAUUUGCGUGCGAAUUGCAUUUUCAAUCUAGCGGUGUUCGAAAAUGUUAACUCAGUUCGAAGGUAAUUUGUCAUGCAUUGUCGAAGCGGGACAGAUCUUUGUUAUCAGAGCCAGACCAAUUGAUGAUGCGGAGAGAAUUGACAUAAACUUCUUAACGGGGAAAACCGAUGAAGCUGAUAAUGUUCUUCACCUAUCUGUUCGUUUCGACGAGGAUGUAGUUGUGAGGAACUCUCGAAUUUCCGGAAAGUGGGGUGCCGAGGAAAGGGGCGAAAAUUUGAACGAACUGACCGCGCCCAAUCCCAUAACAAUAGGAGAAAUCUUCAAGUUGUACAUCCUUGUCGGAGACGAUAGAUUUAAUGUGGCUUUGAACGAGCAUCCAUACUGCAUCUAUCGUUUCCGAAUGUCAAUAUCCGACAUUCGCACGAUAACAAUUACGAGAGAUGUACAGCAGAUCGUGCAAGUUGAUCACCGACAAGUCUUCCCUGCACCAUUUCCAGCCAUUCAGUUUGAUGAUCCGGUGCAUGCUUUCAGUAAUGAUGUACCGAAACAUUUCUUCCCCGGACACGUCAUAAUAAUCACUGCCAUUCCAUUUGGAAAUCCACGUGGAGGUUUCAUCAUAAAAUUCACCGAGAACGGCACGAAACGACAGGCGCUGCACUUUAAUCCACGUUUUGAUCCACUUUACGUGGUAGUUCGUAAUUCUCAAACGGAAUCAUUGGAAUUUCGCCGAGAAGAAGAACGGAGUGGAGGAUUUCCGUUCGUUUUGGAUCAGCAGUUCAAAUUGGCGAUUGGUUUAACCGAGAGUGAGUUCAAGUUUUCGGUGAACGGAAGCGUAUUCGGUGCUUAUGCGUAUCGCAAUGUCAAUCAGUUGAACAUUUUAAAUGGCUUCAAAGUACAGUGCACUAAUGGGAUGCAGCUGGAAGUUACCAACGUGGAUCACAUUAACAUAGGCGUUCCGGAUUGUGAGGGAUUCGAAAGUUAUUCACACCCAGAAGUUAUAAUUUCUUAACAAACACAAUAAAUUGUUUCACUUAAUGUGAUUUAUUUUGCUUAAAAUGUUACACUAAAGUUAAUCUACUCACAUCGGAGGCAGCACAGAAUGGGAACAUUCUUGAGAAGAUGUAUAUCACUUGACGGUCUAGAAUAAACUGAAU
Toxorhynchites rutilus septentrionalis is the source of this 1261-nucleotide messenger RNA. Its product is annotated as 32 kDa beta-galactoside-binding lectin lec-3. The transcript has 5 exons. Gene Ontology annotation, molecular function: carbohydrate binding. The coding region runs from base 151 to 1116 and encodes 321 amino acids. NCBI's taxonomy places the organism in Eukaryota, Metazoa, Arthropoda, Insecta, Diptera, Culicidae. The record is from RefSeq and is a predicted model, not a curated record.